Molecule: messenger RNA, 811 nt
Organism: Peromyscus maniculatus bairdii (prairie deer mouse)
Lineage: Eukaryota; Metazoa; Chordata; Mammalia; Rodentia; Cricetidae
Gene: Tmem208
Product: transmembrane protein 208
Biological process (GO): vacuolar protein processing
Cellular component (GO): intracellular membrane-bounded organelle
Source: RefSeq, a predicted model, not a curated record
GCCUGGGAAGGAAAUGGAAUCCACUUCCGUCCAGAAUCCUGACGACUUCGGUCUGUACCGGAAGUGCAUGGGCUGCCGAUGUGGUGUCUACUGACUGCAGUUCCAGUUACUCGCCCUUGUUUCCGUGGCUGGGUAUUUGCUUCGCACUAUGGCGCCCAAAGGCAAAGUGGGUACAAGAGGCAAGAAGCAGAUAUUUGAAGAGAACAAAGAAACUCUCAAGUUUUACCUGAGGAUCAUACUGGGAGCCAAUGCCAUAUACUGCCUUGUGACCUUGGUUUUCUUCUAUUCAUCCGCCUCAUUUGGGGCCUGGUUGGCCCUAGGCUUUAGUUUGGCAGUAUAUGGGGCCAGUUACCACUCUAUGAGCUCGAUGGCUCGGGCAGCCUUCUCCGAGGAUGGGUCCUUGAUGGAUGGUGGCAUGGACCUCAACAUGGAGCAGGGCAUGGCAGAGCACCUUAAAGACGUGAUCCUCCUGACAGCCAUUGUGCAGGUCCUCAGUUGCUUCUCCCUCUACAUCUGGUCCUUCUGGCUUCUGGCUCCAGGCCGGGCCCUUUACCUCUUGUGGGUAAAUGUGCUGGGCCCCUGGUUCACAGCAGACAGCGGAGCGCCAGCACCAGAACACAAUGAAAAACGCCAACGCCGACAGGAGCGGCGGCAGAUGAAGCGGUUAUAGCCAUCACUGUGGCCACAGACUGCUGGGCACUGGUUGGUUCUGUUAGGCUGCAUGGCCCCAUGCCUGGAGCAGUGAGGGCCUAGUUUAAGGGCCAAAAGCAGCCUGAAAUAUAGGAUAACUAAAUAAAUUGUUUAGAAUGUG